This is a messenger RNA of Drosophila obscura, 459 nucleotides long. RefSeq names its product kunitz-type serine protease inhibitor taicotoxin. Gene Ontology annotation, molecular function: serine-type endopeptidase inhibitor activity. The transcript is spliced from 2 exons. The record is from RefSeq and is a predicted model, not a curated record. Lineage: Eukaryota; Metazoa; Arthropoda; Insecta; Diptera; Drosophilidae. The coding region runs from base 35 to 373 and encodes 112 amino acids.
CACUCACUCAGUUAGUUGCCCGCGCGUUGUCCAGAUGUCUCGAACUAAGCCUGCGUUGGUGUGGCUAUCGCUGGUGCUGCUGCUCGUGGUGCUGUUGUUGGGCGGCCUCCAGCCCAUAGAGGCACGUUUCAUGCCCCCAGGCCUGCCCGUGAUACCGAAUAUUUGUAAGCAGCCACCGCCGCGGUCUGUGGGUAUUUGCACCAUCCAGAUAGAGGGCUUCUACUACGACCCCGCCACCUUGGACUGCCAGAUGUACUCGAUUGGGGCAUGCCACUCGACGCCGGGCCAGAGCUUCGGCGAUAUCCAGGACUGCGUCGCCACCUGUGUCCAUGGCGUGAGACGCAAUCAGGAUUUGUAUGUGAACGAAGGUUGAAAUGUUAACGAUUCGGAGAGAGUUUGUCGAAUAAAAAAUAUCAGCGUAGCGUCUGCGUCUGCGUCCGCGGCUGAACAGCUAACAAA